This is a messenger RNA of Brassica oleracea var. oleracea, 522 nucleotides long. RefSeq lists its product as uncharacterized. Lineage: Eukaryota; Viridiplantae; Streptophyta; Magnoliopsida; Brassicales; Brassicaceae. The record is from RefSeq and is a predicted model, not a curated record. The coding region runs from base 31 to 522 and encodes 163 amino acids. The transcript has a single exon.
UCUGUUUUUUUGACAUUGUUUAAAACAAAGAUGGAUCGUCGUGGUCCCGCGGUAAGACGAUUGUACCGUGUCAUACAACACGUGUAUGCAACAUAUAUCAAACCCAAGAAUCUCGUCUACAUCGAUGGCGGAAAAUCCACUCAAUCAAAACUGAUGGGGACGUUUCGACAAGAUUUUGUUUCUGCUAUCAGAGGUUUAGCUCACAUUGUUUCCACUCUCGAAAUUGGUUGCCUGGUGAAACCGUCUGUUUUUGAACAAUACAACCGAGAGCUGAAGAAGCUAGAGGAGAAUCUGGGUUCUGUCAAGGAUGUUUCAGAGGCAUUUGGGUUUGCUAGGGAAGCAAUUGAGUCUGAGAUUCUUCCCCUGUGGAAGUCUCUCUUUGAAUCAAAUUCUCAAGUGAUAAAACUUGAUAAGACUAUUAAUAGUGAGCUGCUUAGGCCUCUCUUGAACGAAUUGAACAAGGAGAUUUGUGCUCGUAGUCUUAGGGGCUAUUAUUGGUUUGUGAGUUUAGAAGAUUUUUGA